Messenger RNA from Polistes dominula (European paper wasp), 1434 nucleotides. RefSeq lists its product as uncharacterized. Gene Ontology annotation, cellular component: chitin-based extracellular matrix. Gene Ontology annotation, molecular function: structural constituent of chitin-based larval cuticle. The record is from RefSeq and is a predicted model, not a curated record. Lineage: Eukaryota; Metazoa; Arthropoda; Insecta; Hymenoptera; Vespidae.
UUUCUCAGUCACCGUAUCGCGUCUUAACAGCAAACAACACGCUUCAACGACGAUACACAUUACUUUGACGAAGAAGACGAACGAGGAAGAACAAAAAAAAGGGAAGUGGUGACGAACGAAACUACAACGAAACGCGAAACGAAAAAUUGUUCAACAAAAUCUACGAGAUUUUAAUAAAUCAAUAAUUAAAUAAGUAACGAAACAUUUAAAAAAAAAAAAAUAAACAAAAGAAAAAUUCUAUCAUGCGUGUUCGUGUGUUGAUCGUAUCGAUUGUUUUAACGCUUUCGAUUUUGUAUUCAACAUCAAACGCAUACGAAGCCGAAGGAAGAAAUUGGAAUUAUGUCCCAAAUACUCAAUACCAUAUACAGACUGAUGAAGGUCCGGAAAGAUACUUUCGCUUUCAAACGUUGAACGGUCAAUUUCGUAAAGAAAAAAGAUUAGCCGAUGGUACGGUCAUUGGUACAGAAGCCUGGCUCGAUCCUCUUGGUUAUUUGCGUUACAAAGAUUACAUUGCUGAUCAUCAAGGCUUUCGUAUUUUAAAAUCAAAAAUGACUUACGUUGGUAAGGAUACACCUAUUCAAGAAGCUUUGAUAAUAAGCAAAAAUGCGCCAGCUCAAAGUGGAAUAUUAGUUAAACCCAAAAAACCACCAAAUCCAUUUAGGAAACCAAACAGGAAUAUAAACGUAAGCCCAUUGUCAAGGAACGAUAUUAAUAAUGGUUAUUAUACACCAACAACUAUCAGGCCGAUCACUAUAUCACCGUAUUUUUCUCCAUCAAAUAAUAACGAUUAUUAUAAUAGAGAAAAUUCGGAUAAUUCAAAUAAUAAUAAUAAUCCGUAUUAUAGAAGUAAUACGAUUGUUCAACCCAUCGAUGUACUAAGAUCACCACCAGUUUCGAAUAAUAACGUUGAUUAUGGUAUUAGAAAUUCGCAUGAUCAACUCGCCGGUGAUAUUUUACCACCUAACGAAGUAUAUAAUACUAAUAAUGGUUUUGAAUAUUAUCUUAAACGUCAGUAUCACGAAGAGGAACGUGAACCUAACGGUGAUAGUGUUGGUUCGUUCGGUUAUAUUGAUCCCUUUGGAAUAAGAAGGGUCAUUUAUUAUAAAACCGAUUCGCAAAAUGGUGGAUUUGUUCAUAAAAAAAAUAACAGAUAUGUUGGUUUUAAUGCUAAACCAUACGACACGUCACCAAUUGAUGAUUUGUCACGAACUAGUAGAAGAAUAUCUUCUUAAAUUGUUAUUUAUUGUUUUGUUUUGUUUUGUAUUUUUUUUUCUUCAUUAAUGUCUCAAAACAUGUUUUCAAAAAUAAGAAGAUAUAAUCUUCUUCAUAACUUCUUCACACCCUUGACCACAUAUGUGGACGUUUAGUUUUUAAACAUUUUUUCAUUUGAUUGCACUAGUAAUGGUUAUUUGUGAUGUACAGUUAGAGAACAAG